AUGAAAACAAGGACACACAAAGAAUCGGCGCCCAUGCGCAGUGGGCGGAGGCGGGGGGCGAGUGAGGAGAGGCGGGGCAGGAGGCCGCACACCAGCCCAUCGAGGAACGACCGCAGCGACAGACAAACGCAAAGAGUCGCUGCGGAGGAACUGGCUGCAAACCGCUUCAGUCGCAGAUCACAAGGCCACGAUUCAUCCGAGAGUGAGGGGGAGGAACUUGUCUCUCCUCCAAAAAGACAGAAAGUUCAGGAGACACCUUCUAACCCGAAUCCUCCAACAUCCUCACACGCCACAGACAGCUCAACUCCUUCCAAUGCCCCACCUCCGACAUCGACUGCCAACCAAUCUCGUGAGAGUGACAAUGAAGAUGGCCAAUCGCAAGGAAGCAGGAGUUCUGUUGUCGGGAGUCUGGCCAACAGCAGCAGCAGUUUGAGCAGUGGGCGGGACAUAGACCAAGACAAUCGUUCCUCAUCUCCCAGUCUGUCUGCCUCUCCUUUGGGUAGUUUAGACUCAGAUUCGGACGGUCCUGAUUCACCAAAGCAAAAAGAGACCGAAAAAAGCAAGGAAAGCGGCUCUUUGAAAGUGACAGCAGAGGAACGGAGAGCAUUGAGAGAUUUGAGAGGAGAGGAAGCAGGUAGAGAUGGGGAGAAAAUCGAAGCCGAUACAACCGGGGAGGACUUCCCAUCACUCAAGCCCCCGAGUACCCCAUGCUCCUCCUCUGGUCCUUCUCCUUCCCUGCGCGGAGCUGGGGACUCGUCUAAUGACAGCAGCAGUGGAAGGAAGUCUUAUUUUUCCAUGGACUCAAAGUUAGUGUGUAAAGUUGAGUACGGUGCAAGCGGUGACGCCAACAGAGUAAACCAAAAAGUGAGUCCUCAAAGUGUGACUAAGUCUGCAAUACCUGGAGGGGAUUGUCCAAAUAUUCCCCACUCGUUGCCUCCGCCUCUUCCCCCUCCACCUGCCUUGAAGCCCCUGGAUGUCACUGCGCAAAGCAUGUCCACAGAGGUUAAAACUGAGAGGGAGAAAUCCGACAAAGAUAAGGUUUUAGAGAAACCGCAGUCCACUCCACCCUCCCUUCUUCCUCAAAACAGUCCGCAACCUCAGGGUCAGCCCUCUCAUCCACAUCACUACAGCGCCCCCACCUGGCAUGGGCCCACGCCGACCAGCUGCCACGGUAGUUGGGGGUAUAACCGUUACCCGAACAAUCACCAUCAGCCUCCCGUGCAGCAGCAACAACUUCCGUCAGUCUACAACCCACCGUCUUCACGCCAUGUCUCCUCUCACGCCUCUUACUUGCCCCAUCACCAUCGUGAAUACAUGCCCAGAUAUACAGGGGCUGAGCGGGACAGAGAGAGGGUGGCAAGAGGGGAGUCAAUCACCAGCAAUAAUACGAGCAAUAGUAGCGGAACUGGGGGUAGAGAUUUUGGGGGGCUGCCUGGUCAAAACCGUGAUUUUCAAAAUUCGGGAAGGGAAGGAGCAAACAUGGGAGAAAGGAGAGACUUUGGUCCAGCUUUUCGAGACCGCGAGCGGGAUAGGGACAGAGAGGGAGGGAGGGAAGGUCCGCCCUCAAACCCAAACCAAUCGAGAGAAUUCGGACCCAAUGGCCCAGGAGUUGGCCAUCCAAGAGAUAAAGAUGGCAGUAGGUGGGGUGAGUUUGCAGGUCAGCCGAAAGAUGGUAGUCAAACUAACAGCACAAAUUCCUCCAAUGGGGUGCCGGUCAAUGCUAUGUUGAGUCGAGACCCGCCUGCGUCGCCCCAAAACAACAGCAACCAUGCUUCUCUGCCACCCCAUCCUCCCGGCUCAAGCAGUCGGGAUUUACCAAUAGACCCUGCACAUGCGCCUCCUUCUACGCCAGAGCAUUUUCAUAGAGACCGGGAUUUUCCUCCUGGUGUGCCUGCUUCUACCAGUGCAAAUCGGGAGUACCACAGCCCCUCUGGUAGUACAAAUUUGGUGAGAGAUUACCCGGGUGGAGUGCAACACCCGUCCCACGCUCACUACCAAGCAGUGCCCAGGGAUAGAGAAAGGGAUUCCAGGGAUUCAACUUUGUACCAAAAUCGUAGCGGGUCAAAUCAGCCCCCUGCUUUGUCUCCCUCUUCCUCUGCACAUUUUCCGCCAAAUUCUCCCUAUCCACCAUCACAGAGCUCUCAUAACCAGCCAGCUCCCCCAAACCCCCGACCUGCUCAUUACCAGUCCUCUGCACAGACCCCUCCCACACCCCUAUCCCCCUUACCAAGUCCAUCAGCUAACCAGUUCUCUUCCUAUCCCCCCGGCUCUUCAUCCGGGUCACUACCUGCAUCAAGUUGCUCACCUGGUUGUCGGCCGGCCCCCUUCCAUGACGGCCAAUCAGAGUCAGGUCCCAGUGCCACGCCUGUGAUCAAAGAAGAGCCAAUGGAAGAAAGAGAAGAAGGAGAUAGCCCGCCCCCAGUUCUGAGAAGUCCGUCUCCAGAGCCCAAACCUGUGGAUAUACCCAUUCAUGCAAGUCAGUCUGCAAGGUUUCAUAAGGUGCUGGAUCGGGGCAGCGGAAACUCUUGUGCCCGCAGUGACGUCUUGUUUGUGCCUCUGGAUGGUUCCAAACUGUGGAAGAAAAGAAACGAGAUGAUUGAACGGGCGAGAAGAGAGGUCGAGCAAAGAGCGAGAGACCUGAGAGAGAAAGAGAGAGAGAGGGAGAGAGAGAGAGAGCGGGAACUGGACCGGCAUCUGCAGCAGAAGGAGGUGAACGCAGCAGGCCCUGCUCGUGGAGGCUCUUCUCUCUUCUUUCCUUCGUCUUCUUCCAUCAUCCUGGACCCGUCCUCUUCUUCCGCCUCUUCGGUGAACCCGCACCCACCCCCUCCUCACCCUCAGCACCACCCGUCCCACCCACAUGCACACCUGACCCCAGCACACCACCUGCACCCCUCCCUAUCCCACUCCAUACCCCACUCGCUCCUGCUGCCCUCUAUGGGUGGGGCCCCCGCAGUUGUGGGGCCACAGGGGAGUCUGGGCAUCGGGAUUGGGGGGCCGUACUUGGGCCCUGACACACCAGCUCUGAGGACUCUGAGUGAGUACGCCCGCCCUCACGCCAUGUCUCCUCUGGGGGCAGCGAGCCGCGCGGCGGUGCACCACGCGCAAAUGCACCACGGACAUCCGCACAUGCACCCGUCCUUCUUCCUGCCCCAGUUUCAGAACCACGCUGCCAUGGCUCACCCGCACCACCUCCCAGCUGACGCCGCCACUGCCGCCGCCAUUCUGGGCUUCUUGUACGGUGGCAGUCUGGAGGGGGGUCCCACAGUCGGACACCCGGGUAUGCAUGGAGGACAUGUACCAGGGGGACUUGGCGGAGCGGGUUUGGGCGGAGUGGGCUUCCCUCACGGUAUACCGACGCAUCGGGAUCGACUAAAGCCAGGGUACGAGUUCAAGAGUGAUGACCGUGUUUACCCGCCAGGCCACAUGGGCGACCCCACUGCUUUGGCGCUAGCCCACUCGCACGCUCACGCGCACUCCCACGCUCAUGCCAGUGCACAUGGCCACCCUCUGCUGCUGGGAGCUGGUGGGGGAGGCCCAGAGGUCUCCAUUUAUGGAACACCCCCACCUCCUGGACCCCAUCCUCCACAUAUCCAAAAUCCAGCUCUGGCUCCGGUGACGCGACCCCCAGUCGCACCUGCCCCACCACCACCACUGCCCAACCCGCCUCCAUCGUCUCUCCUGCCGCCCACUCUGCCCCCCGCACCCCCUCCACCCGCUCCAGCCGCCCCGCCUCCCACAGCACCUCCAGCCCCAGCACCUGCCCCUCCGCCCACCUCCACAGCCUCCUCCCUCCACCAGACCUCCCCACAUUCCUCAUUCACCGGACCUCACCUGCCUCCCGCACCCGCCCCUGAGAACUACCCCCCGCAGAGUCGCUCCCCUGCGUCCUACGAGAGAGACCGGAGUGCAGACCGGGACCGGGACAGAGCGCCUGCCUUUUCUGAGAGGGAAAGAGAGAGGGACAGGGACAGAGAGCGGGAUAGGGACAGGGACAGAGACAGGGAGAGGGAGAGAGAGAGGGAGAGAGAGAGAGGAGGCAGCACUGGGACCACAGGAGGCGCUGCAGGCACAGGGGGAGGAGCGGGAGGAGAAAACCUGGGACGGCUUCAGAUGAUGAACGUGACGCCGCAUCAUCAUCAGCAUUCACACAUCCACUCACAUCUGCACCUGCACCAGCAAGACACAGCGGCGGGCGGGGUUCACCCCCUGAUGGACCCGUUGGCGUCAGGCUCUCCUUUGGCGCGCCUCCCUUAUCCCGGAGCAACUCUUGGAACCCCGAUCCUGGCACACCCCCUCACUGACAGCGAGGUGCUCCGCCAACAGCUGUUUGGUGAGGAGAAGGCUCCUCGUCCAUGUGCUCCAUUUCGUGAGCUGCCCCAGUCGUCCUCCCUCUCAGGGCCUAUGUCCGCGGCUCAUCAGCUGCAGGCCAUGCAGCAGGCCCAGAGCGCAGAGCUGCAGAUCCAGAGACUGGCUUUGGAACAGCAGUGGAUCCACCACCACCACUCACUCUCCCAGGAAGAGUACUACAGUCACCUGAAGAAGGAGAGCGACAAGACCCUGUGA
Knipowitschia caucasica is the source of this 4563-nucleotide messenger RNA. Lineage: Eukaryota; Metazoa; Chordata; Actinopteri; Gobiiformes; Gobiidae. The record is from the annotation of a GenBank genome assembly.